This is a messenger RNA of Ostrea edulis (European flat oyster), 1346 nucleotides long. Its product is annotated as zinc finger protein 511-like. The coding region runs from base 453 to 1265 and encodes 270 amino acids. The record is from RefSeq and is a predicted model, not a curated record. The transcript is spliced from 7 exons. NCBI's taxonomy places the organism in Eukaryota, Metazoa, Mollusca, Bivalvia, Ostreida, Ostreidae.
CCCGACCAACGACCAGGAAAUCACAUACACUCCGGUAACCCUUGGAAUGAUACACCUUGGCGUAGGAAAGCGGAAGUUAAAUAACAUGGAUAUAUAAAGUGGAUUCCGAUUUCCGGUUUGUAAUUAUAACAUUUCAAGGGCAUAAUGGUUAAUGUGGAUAAAGGGAUUUUGGUGGAAUGUGAUCCUGCAAUGAAGCAGUUCCUAUUACAGUUGGAUGACACAAAGGCCUUGGGGAAAAAGUUUGUUAUCAAGGAUCUGGACGACACUCACUUAUUUAUCUCGGCAGACAUUCUGGAAAUACUUCAGGAUCAAGUGGAUGGUCUGAUGGACAAACUUGCAUUUCCACUUGCAGAAAAAUAAUUGUGUUAAAUAUUAAAAAAAAAAAAAGAAGGGGAAUUUACAUUAUACUUGAAGAAUAUUCUGUGUAAGGAACAGAGUUUUUCGACAUAAUAAUGAUUGAAAUGUGUGGAAAUAAUCAACUAUUGACUUGGACUCAUUCCAAACGAAGACUUGGACCUUCGAACUCAUUAUUUGAAGAAGGAAACAUUGUGUGCUGCCUAUUAGCUAAACAGCUUCCGUUUGAUGCAGUGGAGGAGGAAGAUUUCUUCCUGGAACAAGAAUCACAUGACAUUCCAUGUGGAAUAUCUGGCUGCAGUAAAAUGCUGGACAGUCUAAAUAGCUAUGAGUUACACUACAACAGCACACACAGAAAUGCCUGCAGUGCCUGUAAGAGGACCUUCCCUACUUCCCAUCUCCUGGACAUUCAUCUUCUGGAAUGGCAUGACUCCAUGUUUGACCUUUUAGCCUCAAAGUCACCCAUGUUUCAAUGUUUGUUGGAAUCAUGUGGUGAGAAGUUCAUUAAUCAGAAAGACAGAAAAAAUCACAUGAUCAAGUGUCAUAAAUUUCCUGCCAACUUUAGGUUUGAAAGAACCAAGAAAGAGAAGAAAAAAGUAAAGAGUGAAGACAAAAUGGAGGUACAGACCACAAAGCCCGAUGCACAGGGCCAGCGAAUGUUCAGCUACAAAGUGCCAUCUCAAAUUUGCUUUGGACAUGGCUCAGCCUUGGGGUUCCAAAGAGGGAGAGGUUCAGCCCUGGGGCCCCAGAGGGGAAGAGGAAGAGGAGGAAAGAAAGUUCCCAAGAAACACUGGCACCAGGUCAAGAAGGCAGAAAAUACUACAGUGGACAUCGGGUCAGUGGACAUGACAGAUUUGGCUCAGGCAUUGGACACACCAAAGGACAGUACCGUAGACAAGAAUGGUGUAUAAACAUGCUGCUCAAAUGCAGUGUACAGCGGUUGUUCAUAUGUAUGUAAUUUGAUGAAUAAAUAUUUGAUUCCUUAACGUUCA